Molecule: messenger RNA, 1042 nt
Organism: Olea europaea var. sylvestris
Lineage: Eukaryota; Viridiplantae; Streptophyta; Magnoliopsida; Lamiales; Oleaceae
Product: ribulose-phosphate 3-epimerase, cytoplasmic isoform-like
Exons: 9
Coding region: 197-874 (225 amino acids)
Biological process (GO): pentose-phosphate shunt, non-oxidative branch; pentose-phosphate shunt; carbohydrate metabolic process
Cellular component (GO): cytosol
Molecular function (GO): metal ion binding; D-ribulose-phosphate 3-epimerase activity
Source: RefSeq, a predicted model, not a curated record
CCUCUCCACACAAUUUCUUCUUCUGUCAUUUCUCCCACACAAUUUCACAAUCUAGCGAAAUUGCAGAACCUCCUUCAACGACGCCGCUCAAUUUUAGCUGCCAUCUCUCCAGAGUUGGAACGUGAAAGAACCGAAGUAAGAAAUAGAUCUCGUCUUUGCUUAGCUGUCUUGGAGUGGUUAAGAAUCAUUUACAGCCAUGGUGAAACCCAAAAUUGCACCGUCUAUGCUAUCUUCAGACUUUUCCAAUUUGGCAUCGGAGGCAGAGCGUAUGCUCCAGUGUGGUGCGGAUUGGCUCCAUAUGGACAUCAUGGAUGGGCACUUCGUCCCAAAUCUUACCAUUGGUGCCCCUGUUAUUGAGAGUCUGAGAAAGCACACAAAGGCAUAUUUGGAUUGCCAUCUCAUGGUUACGAAUCCUCUUGAUUACGUCAAACCAUUAGGGAAAGCUGGUGCUUCGGGUUUUACUUUUCACAUUGAAGCCUCAAAAGAUAAUUGGAAAGAACUCGUGCAGCUGAUUAAGUCAAAGGGCAUGACACCUGGUGUUUCUCUGAAGCCUGGAACACCUAUUGAAGACUUGUAUCCACUUCUUGAAGAUGAAAAUCCUGUGGAGUUGGUUCUUGUCAUGACUGUUGAACCUGGAUUUGGUGGGCAGAAGUUCAUGCCAGAAAUGAUGGAUAAGGUGCGUACACUGCGGAAGAAUUAUCCAUCACUAGACAUAGAGGUGGAUGGUGGUUUAGGACCUUCAACUAUUGAUAUGGCAGCUUCUGCCGGAGCAAACUGCAUUGUUGCAGGAAGUUCGGUUUUUGGCGCUUCUGAUCCAGCUCAAGUUAUAUCUCUAUUACGUAAGAGCGUAGAGGAUUCCCAGAAAACUAGUUAAAACUUCCCCAGGCAAGAAAAUCAGUGUAAUUUGAUCUCUCAUAGUUACGCUACUGUACUGAGUGUACAACAAUGAUUUUCCAUUAUGUUAUAUCAUCAUAAAAUGUGAAGUGGGUGUAAUUUUUUUUAACUGUGGACCAGUGUAAGUAUAACUCCUUUCUUUUUUUCA